Aplosporella prunicola CBS 121167 is the source of this 2356-nucleotide messenger RNA. RefSeq lists its product as uncharacterized. The record is from RefSeq and is a predicted model, not a curated record. The transcript has 3 exons. Bases 54 to 1877 code for a protein of 607 amino acids. Gene Ontology annotation, biological process: biosynthetic process. NCBI's taxonomy places the organism in Eukaryota, Fungi, Ascomycota, Dothideomycetes, Botryosphaeriales, Aplosporellaceae. Gene Ontology annotation, molecular function: transaminase activity; pyridoxal phosphate binding.
AUCUGUCGCCCGCCCGCCACGUCUUGUGCGACUCUGGUUCAACAUCUGUCACAAUGAGCCGCAAUAAUUCCUCUCUCCCCAGGCCUCUUGACCUGUCCCACCAUCUUUCGCGCACCGCCAAGAAUCGCACUGCCUCAUCUAUCAAGCAGUUCUACAAGUACUUUUCCAUUCCCGGCAUUGGUCAGCUGGCUGGAGGUCUUCCUAAUGACAAGUACUUCCCCUACGACGACCUCGAGGCCAAGGUAGCUCUCCCGGAUCGCUGGACUCCCACGCCUAACAAGCCCGUUGAUCCCCCCUCCGCCGAGGUUUCCGCCACCUCCGCCUCCGACAGUCAUCCUUCCGGCCGUCUCGUGGUCCCGCACAGCUCCGGUACCCCCGAUGUCCUGCGGAAGAUAGAUCUCGACAGUGCCCUGCAGUACGGCCAGGCACAGGGCUACCCGCCCCUCUACCAAUUCAUCCGCCAGUUCACGCAGCAAAACCUGCACCCCAAUGUCCCAUACCAAGGUGGUCCGGAGAUCAUCUUGACCUGUGGCUCGACGGAUGGGUUCUCCAAGGCCAUCCAGACCCUGACCAACGAGUGGUCGCAGGGCAGAGACCCGGUCGAUGAACGGGAAGGCGUCCUUGUUGAGGAGUACUGCUAUAUGAAUGCCAUUCAGGCGACCAGGCCGCGUGGAGUCAACAUCGUCCCAGUGAAGAUUGACGAUGAGGGUAUGAAGGCCUCAGGCCCAGGCGGUUUGAAGGAAGUCCUGGAGAACUGGGACCACUCAAGGGGCAAGCGGCCGCAUUUGAUCUACACAGUAACAAUUGGCCAAAAUCCUACCUCUGGCACUCUCAGUCUCGCACGGCGCAAGGAGAUCUAUGCCCUAUGCGUUCAGUAUGAUAUCAUCAUCAUUGAAGACGAUCCUUACUGGUAUCUGCAGUUCCCAUCGUCUUCUCCCAAGGUCCCAGUGACUCCUGUCCAGCUUGGUGGUAAGUCGUCGGGCUACGAGUUUUUGGACUCACUGGUGCCCUCGUACCUUUCCAUCGACUAUCAGGGCCGUGUCGUUCGCCUCGACACUUUCUCCAAGACGGUUGCGCCAGGUUGCCGUCUUGGCUGGAUCACGGCACAACCAGCAUUGAUUGAAAGGAUCCUGCGCUUGACGGAGGCGUCCACUCAACAACCAUCUGGCUUCGUGCAGGCCAUGAUUGCUGAGCUGAUCAUUGGCCCGCAAAGCAAGAAAGACGGCGGCUCCGGCGGCUCCAAAAAUGGACAAGGCUGGAACGUUGACGGUUGGGUGCGCUGGCUGGAAGGCCUGCGAGGCAACUAUGAGCGGCGCAUGAACGCCAUGUGUGAUGUACUGGAUGCAGGCAAGAGCGUGGUGAAGACGGGUCGGCGCAGCAGCUUGACACAAAUGUUGCGCUCGUCAUUCCAUCCCUCGUCGUCUAAUGGCUGCGACGAGGACAUUGAGGACGAUGAGUGGGCCGUCGUAGAGACGUCCAGUAUGUUCGAUUUUGUGCGACCGCUUGGUGGCAUGUUUGUCUGGCUGCGCUUCGACUUCUCCACGCACCCCUUGGCCAGGAGCGUUCCCGGACCGCGCCUCUCCCGCGCGCUCUGGGUCUACUGGACCAGCGAGCCUUAUCGCGUGCUCGUGUCGCCUGGUGGAAUCUUCGCACCUGACGAGGAGAUCCGGCAGCGCGAUUCGUGGCGCUGCUUCCGAUUGUGCUUCGCGGCAUGCCCCGAGGAAGACAUUGUCCCAAUCAGCCAGAGGCUCACCAAGGGGGUGCAAAAGUUCUGGCGUAUCAGAGACAGAAAGACUAUCGAUGAUAUUUUGGAGAACGACGAUCCGGGCGUUGAGGAAUUUUCGGAAGGUAUGACGAGCUUGGGCGGAUUUUGUUGAAGAGCGCUGGAAGGACAACUAAAGGGUGGCGUUUAAUAAAUCGAUGCACUGCAACAUCUUCGACUGCGCUCGCUCGCUUGUCCCUUCGUCGCUUGCACAGAGAUGGUGGCCGACAGCGUCUUCUCCGGUGCGCCGUGCGUUGUUUGCAUUGCCGGCAGGAAAUCCCGCUUUGAGACGCAUAAAUGCACCCACCCACAUCUGCAUCCAUGUAUGCAUGGCUAUAUCUGUUUGUAUCAAUCAACGUCAAUGUCGACAUCACGCUGCUACGUAUCCACCUAUCCACUCACCAAACUAGGUCCGGCCUUCCCUCCUCGUUCGGUCAAGCAGGAAGGCAAGGGCGCUCAAUUAGUUCGACACUGCCACCGAGCCCCGGCGGCGCGUGGAGCCGGCUAGCGAGCAGCAUGCGAGGGAAUUACUUUGCUUUCGACGACGCUGAAGGUAGGAUUUGCGGUCGCACCAUGAGCGGUGGUGCUGGGCAG